CCGAGAGGUACGCUCGUGCGGACAAGCGUAUAGAACGGAGGCAAAUUUGAAUUUUGAACUUUUUUUUCGCAAACUUUUCUGACGAUAGAAUUUGCGGUGAGCCCGUAUGAUGUGGAGUGUAGAUGUAGGUUAGUGGAUGCGAUGACACCCAGAUUUUGAACGUGUAACUGCCAGGAGGACGAGCGACAGGACCCAACAUGAACACAUCAUACACAACACCAUUCUGGAAUGACUCGCUCGGUGAUCUGUCGACGCCGGAGUGGCUGGGCAACUGCUCGUGGGGCUGCAACGCCACCAACACCACCGGCGACGUCGCGUCGCUCGUCCUCAUGGCCGCCCGCUCCGUCAUCUUGGCACUGCUCAUCCUGGCCACCAUCGUCGGCAAUGUUUUCGUGAUAGCGGCGAUCGCCAUCGAGAGGAACCUGCAGAACGUCGCCAACUACCUGGUGGCGUCGCUGGCGGUCGCCGACCUCAUGGUCGCCUGCCUGGUCAUGCCGCUCGGCGCUGUCUAUGAGGUCAGCCAGGGCUGGAUCCUGGGUUCGGAGCUGUGCGACAUGUGGACGUCCAGCGACGUGCUGUGCAGCUCCGCCUCCAUCCUCCACCUCGUCGCCAUAGCAACGGACAGGUACUGGGCCGUCACGAACGUGGACUACAUCCACAUCAGGAACGAGAGGCGGAUCUUCACCAUGAUAUUCCUGGUGUGGGGUGCCGCUCUCGUCGUGUCCCUCGCCCCCCAGCUCGGCUGGAAGGACCCCGACUUCCUGGCCAGGAUAACCAGGGAGCAGAAGUGUCUGGUCAGCCAGGACCUCGCGUACCAGAUCUUCGCAACAUGCUCAACGUUUUACGUCCCGCUAGCCGUCAUACUCAUCCUGUACUGGAAGAUCUACCAGACGGCGAGAAGACGCAUCAGAAGACGAAUAGAACCCCCGCCUCCUCGACCCACGUCGGCGGAUGGGGCCCCACCGACUGGAAGGCCCAUCCAGUCGGCGAGGGAUAGGAGAUUCGUCAAGAAAAGGUUUCUCAACCUGAAGAAAUGCAACCAGAGGACGCGCGCCGAGACCAUCGCCGCGGCGCUUCUUUUAACCGAGGGCCAGAGCACCUCCACUGUAGAUACCCUCGACGAGGAACCGAGGACAACAGCGUUCACCAUUAACGAGAAGGCCCCCCCAUCCGUCUCUCCAGAGAAGUCUUCCACCGUGACCAACGGCUCCAAGCAGGAGAGACCCAUCAUAUCUGCGUCAUCGCACAGGGAAAAGAAGGAGUCCUUGGAGGCGAAGAGAGAGAGGAAAGCGGCAAAGACCCUCGCAAUAAUCACGGGAGCCUUCGUAGUCUGUUGGCUGCCGUUUUUUAUCAUGGCACUAGUUAUGCCUAUCUGCCAAACUUGUGAAAUUAGCGAUACCCUGGCCAGCUUCUUCCUAUGGCUCGGCUACUUCAAUUCUACGCUCAACCCCGUCAUCUACACAAUAUUCAGCCCCGACUUCCGACAAGCGUUCGCUCGUAUCAUUUUCGGAUCGCGACGUCGGAGGCGGAACAAAAAAUUCUAACGAAAAUAUAGGUAUUGGACUUGUGUAUAUUUCUCGUUUCUUGUAUGUUAUACAUACCGUAGUCGAUGUAAAUAAGCUAGGCAUAGAUGUAAAUAAGAUAUACAUAUUAUAGAAUGUUGAGAAUUGUCUUUUUAUAGUUUAUAAGGGUCAGGUCAUGCCGAGAUGCGACGUACGUUUAAGGUGACGAUUCAAAAUUCGCCAAUUCCACCGCAAUAUCGCCGAUACUUUGAACUCUCUCAAUGCAAAUUGUACCUUAUUGUAUAGCUCAUAAAGUUUUGAAUAGUCUUAAAACAUUUCGCAUGUCGGUAUGUCCUGACGCUAUCGGCGGUGGCGCGGCUUACGAGUCCAAAGCUUCGCCGCCGCCGCCCGCUCUGUUA
Molecule: messenger RNA, 1921 nt
Organism: Aricia agestis (brown argus)
Lineage: Eukaryota; Metazoa; Arthropoda; Insecta; Lepidoptera; Lycaenidae
Product: 5-hydroxytryptamine receptor-like
Exons: 6
Coding region: 198-1544 (448 amino acids)
Biological process (GO): adenylate cyclase-activating adrenergic receptor signaling pathway
Cellular component (GO): membrane
Molecular function (GO): G protein-coupled receptor activity
Source: RefSeq, a predicted model, not a curated record